UAUAGUGUCGGGCAGCGAGCGGCCAGUCAUUCACACCUCGGCUCGCCCCAACAGCGAACACACACCAUGAGAACCUUCUCUCUGAUCGUGCUGCUCUGUGCCCUGGUGGCCGUCGCCCUGGCUGCCCCCGGUGGAGGCUAUGGUUACGGAGGUCACCGUGGAGGCUACGGAGGUCACCGCGGAGGUUACGGAGGUCACCGCGGAGGCUACGGAGGUCACCGUGGAGGCUACGGAGGUCAUCGCGGAGGCUACGGAUACGGCGGUGGACACGGCGGAUACGGCGGAUACGGCGGUGGACACGGCGGAUACGGCGGACACGGCGGAUACGGCGGAUACGGUGGAUACGGCGGUGGACAUGGCGGAUACGGCGGUGGAUACGGCGGUGGACACGCCUCCGCGGUGACCUCCGUAGCCUCCACGGUGACCUCCGUAGCUUCCACGGUGACCUCCGUAGCCUCCGCGGUGACCUCCGUAGCCUCCACGGUGACCUCCGUAGCCAUAGCCUCCACCGGGGGCAGCCAGGGCGGCGACCACCAGGGCAAAGAGAAGCACGAUCAGAAAGAAGGUCCUCAUGUAUAUAGUGUCGGCCACCGAACGGCCAGUCAUUCACACCCCGGCUCGCCCCAACAGCGAACACACACCAUGAGAACCUUCUCUCUGAUCGUGCUGCUCUGUGCCCUGGUGGCCGCCGCCCUGGCUGCCCCCGGUGGAGGCUAUGGCUAUGGAGGUCACCGUGGAGGCUACGGAGGUCACCGUGGAGGCUACGGAGGUCACCGCGGAGGCUACGGAUACGGCGGUGGACACGGCGGAUACGGCGGAUACGGCGGAUACGGCGGAUACGGUGGUGGAAACGGCGGUGGACAUGGCGGAUACGGCGGUGGGUACGGCGGUGGAUACGGCGGUGGAUACGGCGGUGGACACGGUGGAUAUGGCGGAUAUGGCGGAUACCGCGGCUGA
This is a messenger RNA of Amphibalanus amphitrite, 957 nucleotides long. RefSeq names its product glycine-rich cell wall structural protein 1.8-like. The record is from RefSeq and is a predicted model, not a curated record. The coding region runs from base 67 to 957 and encodes 296 amino acids. The transcript is spliced from 3 exons. Lineage: Eukaryota; Metazoa; Arthropoda; Thecostraca; Balanomorpha; Balanidae.